CAUGAGCCAGAAACUACGGUUUUAGCGGUUUAUUAAUACGAUCGCAUAAACGUUUCGUUUAACGUUAGCUGAGCUGGCCUGUGGCGUCACCGUAGCUAACGCUAGCUUCUCUGAAUACUGUCGAAAAUAAACGUUAGCUGAAGUAAGCAUUGUACAGCCAGUUUAUAUGUAAACGCGUCGUGUUGGCUCGAUAAUAAGAAAGUGCUUCUCCGUUAGCGAUGAGCGGUCUCCUCCCCACCUGACCGAAGCUGCUCUCAGACAUGAGAGAGGAUGACUGAGGAUGGAGAGCACAGCCCGACCCAGCAGGGCUCUUAAGACCUCCUUAGUAGACCCCAAAUCCUGCAAGGAUCACAAUGAGGCCCUUAAACACACCGCUAGAAAUGCAGAGGGAGACAUCGGUCCAUGCCAGCCGUGGCCCCCGUCCCUCCCCAGGCUGUCAAAGUCCAGCAAAAGCGUCUCCGUGGACGAGGCCGUGAGCACCAGGAGGCUGAGGAACAGCGAGGAGAGUCUGAGUGACCCGGUGGAGACCAGCUCCUCCACGGACUCGCUCAAAGAGGACCGAGCGGCCGCGGCUCCGGGUGGGUUCCCUCUCCGCGAGGACGGCCCCGCCAGGCCUCACCAGGACUCCUAUGCUAGACCCACCUCCACUGCUUCGACGGGAUGCCCGGUCUUCAGGGACAGGAGUGGCAGUGCGUCCGAGCCCGAAAACAGGCCCUGCAGUCAGCAGAGCGACCCCACGGACCACCGAGCGAGGCCCGGCAAGGUGCGCCUGGCUCCGGUGCAACCUGCCGGGACGCUGCCUGCUCUGGGGAAGAGCUUCGCGUCGGCCUCUCUGAAGGCGGCUAAUAGGAUUGACGGGGAUUGCGUGGAUUACGGCGCGUUGGCAGGAGAGAAACUCGGGGAGAGGCUCCACAGGAACCUGAGCGACAGCCGGCUUCUGGAGAACAUGGGGUCGGACAGCGCCUCUGUCAACUCCAUGAGGUCCACCUACAGCGUGCUGAGCCCCAUCAGGCCACAGGACGUGAGGAACAGGAGCUUCCUGGAGGGCAGCGUGUUGGGGAGCGGCGCCUUGCUCGGGGCCGAGGAGCUGGACCGCCACUUCCCCGACAGGAGAGCGGGCAUCUACGUAGCCACUUGGAACAUGCAGGGGGAGAAGGGGCUUCCAGCUAACUUGGAUGAUCUCCUCCUUCCUCCGGACUCUGAAUUUGCACAAGACUUUUAUAUAAUUGGGGUCCAGGAGGGCUGUCCUGACAAGAGGGAGUGGGAGACCCGUCUCCAGGAGACUCUGGGACCUUACUACGUCAUGCUGUACGCGGCGUCACAUGGCGUUUUGUACCUCACUGUAUUUGUCCGGAGAGAUCUCAUCUGGUUCUGCUCAGAGGUGGAGCACGCCACGGUCACAACCAGGAUCAUCUCCCAGAUCAAGACCAAAGGGGCCGUGGGACUCGCCCUUACCUUUUUUGGCACCUCCUUCCUCUUCAUCACUUCCCAUUUUACCUCUGGCGAUGCCAAAGUCUACGAGAGAGUACUAGAUUACAACAAGAUCGUCGAGGCUCUGGCUCUCCCUAAAGGCCUUCCGGACACCAACCCGUAUCGCUCCACGGCAUCCGACGUCACCACGAGAUUCGACCAGGUCUUCUGGUUCGGCGAUUUUAACUUCCGGCUGUGUAAAGAUCGGGUCGACGUGGAGGCCAUCAUGAAGCGCACGGCGGACGGCAGAAUGGGCCCUCUGCUGGAGCACGACCAGCUCUCCAAGGAGAUGAAGGAGGGCUCAAUCUUUAAAGGUUUCCAAGAGGCUCCGAUACAUUUCCUCCCCACGUACAAGUUCGACAUCGGCUGCGACAUCUACGACACGACCUCCAAACAGAGGACGCCGUCAUACACAGACCGCAUCGUGUUCAGGAGCAGACAGGCCGACGACAUAAAGGUCGUGAAGUACGCGAGCUGCUCCAGCAUCAAGACCUCCGACCAUCGGCCCGUCGUCGGCGUCUUUCAGGUCAAACUCAGGCCAGGCAGAGACAAUAUUCCCUUGGGGGCGGGACAGUUUGACAGGGUCUUGUACUUGGAGGGCAUCAGGAGGAGGAUCACCAGAGAGCUGAAGAGGAGGGAGGCCAUGAAGAACCAAAGAAGCAGCAGCGUGUGCACCGUCUCCUAAUCCCUCAAAGCGAGCUCUCCGGGCCGGAGGCAGUCCAACGCGAGCCGUAGUCGUCUUAACCAUGGUGGUGACUGAGCAGAGGGCGCCCCCUGUGGGCCAUCGUUAGGAGCUGCCUGUGUGUUUGACUCGAGGGCAGGGACCUCGAGGACACACACACACACUAAGGCUUGCAGACGCAGCAGCACUCUAUCGAUCAUCCUCUAUUCAAACAUGACAGACUGAAGGAGGAGGGGGCGGGGCUUACUCUUCAGCCACGCGCUCCAGUGUGAGCUGAAGACGCCUUAACCUUAAAUGUUGUUACUACAGUCAUUCUCUUAGAAUGAUUUUUUGGAGGAGUUCCCAAAGCAUCAUGAACCACAAUGUCGCGUCGGUUUGCUUUGAAAUGGCUCGUGAACGUGUCGUCGAGUACGUGCCUCCAAAAAUGGCGUUUUGGUGGCACGUGGGGGGGGGGGCUUUUGAAAAGUGAAUGAUAGAAAUGUAGUUGUGGGCGGGAGACGAUAUAUGACUGAAGGAGGGAUGGCAUUGAGUGACGCGACAGUCGGGAGGUUGUCACUGCUUGUUACGCGCUACUGUUGCAUUUCAAGGGGAUCAAAAGGAUUUGACAGCUUAUGUCUUAAUAUUUUGCAGGAACUCAACUACAAAAAGCUCAUUUACACUGUUAACGCCUGUCACGACUUUUCCCUCUUAUUGGGCCUCUAAGUGAUCCUUUGCAGCAGAUUGUAACUCGACGCGUUUCCUUACAUCUCCACUGUACUUAAAUUAACGUUUUAAUGAACUUGCAUUCCCAGCCUCUAAAAAGUGCCUGUUAAUCUUGUUUUCAGACCUUUUAAAUAUCAUUUUUUUACAAGUCACCUUAUUUAAAGUUGCAAAAUGAAAGCUAGCAAAACUAAAAUUAAAGUUUUAAAACCCA
Molecule: messenger RNA, 3065 nt
Organism: Gasterosteus aculeatus aculeatus (three-spined stickleback)
Lineage: Eukaryota; Metazoa; Chordata; Actinopteri; Perciformes; Gasterosteidae
Source: RefSeq, a predicted model, not a curated record